This is a messenger RNA of Solenopsis invicta (red fire ant), 1471 nucleotides long. RefSeq names its product odorant receptor 49b. Gene Ontology annotation, biological process: detection of chemical stimulus involved in sensory perception of smell; sensory perception of smell. Bases 84 to 1322 code for a protein of 412 amino acids. Gene Ontology annotation, cellular component: plasma membrane. Gene Ontology annotation, molecular function: odorant binding; olfactory receptor activity. The record is from RefSeq and is a predicted model, not a curated record. The transcript has 5 exons. NCBI's taxonomy places the organism in Eukaryota, Metazoa, Arthropoda, Insecta, Hymenoptera, Formicidae.
ACGCGAUUUCAUCGCGAUUUAAUCAAGUAAACGCUGCUGAGAUUCAGGUUCUCCUGUCUAUCACACGGCGAUUCCCGGUUAGAAUGGUAUCGGACGAUUCGUUCGCGAGUGUCAUCCGCGUGAACGUCGCGCUGCUGAGACUCUCCGGCGUGGUGUCUUAUAAGAACGGGCUUAUUCGUCGAUCGAGCUCGCAGAACAUUCUCAGCGCGAUCGCGUACGGUUGUCUGUUCGCGUACUCGGGCCUCUAUACGUACGAAUUCGCGUUGCACACCAUCCACCUCGACAUCUGGAUGGAAUCUUUCGCGAUGAUACUCUCCCUCGUGGGCGGACAGGUGCGAUUCACGAUUCUUUUAUUAUAUCGGAGCAGGUUUCAGCGAUUACUGACAGUCUGCGAGGAACUCUGGACGGCGUUGAACGCGACCGAGAAGAAGCACGUGCGCGAUUACGUGAAAAGGACGAGGCAUUUGACUUAUUAUUAUUUAUUAGGAUGCGUGUUCACGAUCUUUUUCUACGCCGUGGCAAGUCUCUUCAUGGGACAGCAUGAUGACUCGUUGAACGCGACGAUGAGAACCCUGCCGUACGCCUGUCCGAUACAAGUCCAUCGGUCGCCUUAUUACGAAAUAAUGUAUAUCGCGCAAUUGUGCAGCAUGAUAAACGUCGGUCUCACCUGCGUUGCCACGGACACGGUCGGACCGGUGCUCGUCUUGACCGUUUGCGGCCACUUCAAGGUUCUUAACACACGAAUCUCGCACCUGACCGAACGCUACCAAGAACAUUCAGAAGUACAUGCUGAAAGAUCGCGUUCAACUCCCACGGAAUCGUUCGAAAUAAUCCGUGAGGGAAACGACGGCGACGUGUCGAAAAAUCGUGUGAAACUUAAUCUUGAAGCCUGCGUGCACUAUCAUCAGACAAUGCUCGAACUUUGCAAAGAAGUCGAGAGUCUAAAUGCCACCAUCUUUUUGACGCAACUGCUCGGUAGUACGUACAACGUCUCUCUUGUGGGAUUUAAACUAGCGGGGGAUGAUCCUGAUAAGUUCAAAUAUACAACACAACUGUUAAUUGCAAUGAUUCAACUAUUUUUGAGUAACUGGGCGGCGAAUGUUCUUCUCACCGAGAGCCAGGAUGUAGCAAGAGCGAUAUACUUUACGCCGUGGUAUCGUUUUCCGUAUCAACUAAAGAGAUCUCUAAAUAUUAUUACAAUGAGAUCUCAGAAACCAGCGCAGCUGACCGCCGGUUACAUCAUACCGUUAUCCUUGCAAACAUUCGCGUCUAUGGUGUCAUCCGCGGCAUCCUUUUUCACCAUGAUACGUAGUAUGAAUUGACAACUUUAUCGAUGUAACUCGAGGUACAUAUUAUUUUUGGGUAUCGAGUAGAACCCGCGCGAUUGUUAAUGCUUACGAUUGUUAGGAUCAAAUAAAUAUACAAAAAGUUAAUGUACAUAAUGUAUAUGUUAAUAAAAAUUAAUAUGCAA